This is a messenger RNA of Cyprinodon tularosa, 588 nucleotides long. Its product is annotated as G2/M phase-specific E3 ubiquitin-protein ligase. The record is from RefSeq and is a predicted model, not a curated record. Bases 137 to 532 code for a protein of 131 amino acids. The transcript has 3 exons. Lineage: Eukaryota; Metazoa; Chordata; Actinopteri; Cyprinodontiformes; Cyprinodontidae. Gene Ontology annotation, molecular function: ubiquitin-protein transferase activity.
UAAUUCAUUGGAGGAAAAGCACUCCAUAGUGAAUGAGUUCCUCAGGUGGUACAUUGAAAGGAAUCACAGUGCAAUCGAAAGAUUCAAGAAUGGACUUGCUACUUUGCAGUUUUUAACAGCCCUGCAGCAAUUUCCUAUGGCGCUGACUCCUGUCUUGUGCCAUUCUGAGAAAAAGUUUUCUGCUGUGAAAAUCGAACAUCUCUUCCGACCAGAGCUUAGUCCAGAUGGCAGCAACCGGAGAGCCCAGGAGAACAAGACAACAAGUUACUGGGCCGACUACCUCCUUGACUGUGAAGAACAUAACAGUGAGGUGACCCUGGAGGAUGUCCUUAUGUUUGCCACAGGUGUGCCAUCUAUUCCUCCUGCUGGUAUGGACCCUCAGCCAUGUCUUGAAUAUAUUUACACCUCAAACUUCCCUAUGGCAAAUACAUGUGCCAACACUUUAAAGCUGCCCCUCUUGGACAGCUACAUUACAUUCAAGCACAGUAUGAACUUUGGGAUUAAGAAUUCCCCUGGCUUUGGAUGCCUUUAGUCAGCAUGCAGCUGUUGAUAUUUUGGGCCAGAUCUGUAAAAGUUUUGAAUUCUAGU